Messenger RNA from Kluyveromyces marxianus DMKU3-1042, 2037 nucleotides. RefSeq names its product Zip2p (gene ZIP2). The coding region runs from base 1 to 2037 and encodes 678 amino acids. The record is from RefSeq and is a predicted model, not a curated record. Lineage: Eukaryota; Fungi; Ascomycota; Saccharomycetes; Saccharomycetales; Saccharomycetaceae. The transcript has a single exon.
AUGACAAGUGGCAUUUGGGAUAAUUCCAGUUUAAAUUUAAAGCAUUUUCUUGAAGAGGGUUUCGGCGCUUAUUCAUUAAGGAACUUAAAAGAGAGCUUGAGCUUGGACAAGAAAUCAAAAAAACUCCUCAAAUACAUAUCUAACUCGAACAUUGAACUCAACUUUUGGUUAUUCGAGAAGAAUCGUUCACCUAAAUCGAAAUUGGCGAAAUAUCUCUUUGAAUAUGACAGAGAUGUGUUUUCGAUUAAAAAAGGGAAACUCGUGAUGAGGAGUCCUCAGUGGAAUAACAGUUCGUUAACUCUUUCAAGGUCAGUUUUAGAUAGAAACAUAAUAAUAAAGGAGAAACUAGCUGUGUCUAACGAUGUUAAGGGUUUGCUUGGCGAAGUUUUGGUCAAAUUAGAUCUCUCUUCAGGUCUUUCCAAAUAUCCGAAAGAGAAUUUAGGGCGGUUCAAGAUUGAAUCUUGUUUCUUAAAAGGUAGCAGAAUAAAAAAAAGGCCAACAAUUACUCCAAAGAUGGUCAACCGAUUGGAUAUCCAAAUAAAUGAGCUCAUUGACGAGACUAUUAUAUCCGAAGUACCUCUUUUUCAAGAUUUGGAUCUAAAAGCUUUAUUUCCAAAGAAAAACACUAAUCAUUUACAGAAUUAUAUGCUUCAUCUAAUAAGCCCUUGCGCUCAACUUAAAAAAAAGCGUAUUAUAUCAUGCUAUAACAAGGGACCUAAAUGGGUACAGACUCCGGAGACCUCUACUAGCCAACGUUUUAGGAAUCUCAGGUUCCGUUCUCAAGAUGAAGACUUCCAUGCUUUUGAGCUCUUCAAACUAGAGAGUCCCGUAGAAAAAUUAAAGAGAAGUAGAUUGCAUAGGUGUCAGAAAAAGAUAACCAAGGUUAAAUGGCGAGUCAGAGAAGAAGUUCUUCAACGUCUCAAUUGGAAUCCAUUUGAAGGCAUUGAAUUUCCUGAUAACUCAGACCUUGUAGAAACAAUUAAACAAGUUGAAUACAUGGUUAAACCCCCCACGGUAACUUUCAAAAGGCUCUACAGUUCUCGACUUGACCUUAUAACAGAAAUUCCCAUGAUUUUUGCACCGUUUGAACCAAUUGAGCAGUUCGAACAUGAAACAAGCCCAAAAUUAUCUUCCCCUGCACGAGAAGAGACAAUUGCUUCUUCUGGUACUAACUCCAGUAAUGAUGAGGUUACUGAUAUCGAGAAUGUGUCACACAAAAGAUUGAUUAAUCAAUCAAAAAGAUCUUUUAUAGAUGAUGAUUUGAUAAGUAUCAUCGCAGCAAAAAGAAAAAGGUUAAGUUCUAGUAAUUUGAAUUGCAUUAAUGCGACAGAAGAUUCAUUGAACUUGACAACAAGCACUAUCCUUUCCCCCAAAAUCUCUUUCGAAGUUGACGAAAUAUUCUUCGAAAGUGCCAGAAAGAAAACUGUCAUUUUCAAUUCCAUACAUCUUCACAAGAACCACCCUAUAAUUAGAUUCAUGAGCCAAAAUCACUUCUCUAUUCUUGAGUUAGAACUAGGCGAUGCUUGUGAUAUCUUGGUAGACACCUCAACGUGUAUUGUAAUAAGAGAUUUGCAAAUGGUUAGUCAAAAGAGGGACGAUAGCUUCCCGAUAAUAGAUUUAAUACAGACAUUAAAGCUAAAAUAUAAGAGAGUAUGCCUAUUACUUUCUUAUACAGAGAAUGUUCUCCAACUAGACCAAAAUCUCGCUUAUAAAUCCCAACUUUUGCUUAACAGCUGUUACGAAAUAAAUACCCACCUUAUCGAAGAACACAAUAUAAAAAUUAUAGCAGACUGGAUUUCCGUCUACUCUAGUCAGAGCAAUCCAACAGAACAACAAUUAGAUUCAAUAAGUCCUGCCAAAAAGUUGCUUCAAAGUUUCGACAUAAACCCAUUCGCUAUAGAAAAUAUUUUGACGCUGUCGUCGUUAGAUGCCUUUUUGUCCAUGAGUUAUGGAAAAAGAGCUUUAUUAUACGGAAAAUACCUAACAGAUUAUCAGCUCUCACGCAUAGAUGAGUUUGUAACAAUGAGCUGGAACUAA